CUGAGUUGCCGGGGCGACCUGCCUCCCCGAAUGACUGUGCCGGCGGAAUGCGGCCAGACCGGGGUUAUAUAACCAGGGGAGGCGGGAGGGGGGGAGCCGGGUUCGGCCGCGCCGGGCUGCUGUUUGCUUACAGCGGGUCCGGGAGAGCCCGUCACUCGGGGACCGUUUCUCAUAUUUAUUCGCUCGCAUCACUUCUCCAUCCCAUCCGCUGGUGCAGAGCCGGCCUCGGCCACCAGUUAGCGGCCUGUGUGCGGUUACACUUACACAACACAGGGAAAUUAAAAAUAAAUAAGUGCUAGUAUGACACUGUACUGACGCAGUGCUGGGCUUAACUCUUAAUUAUGUUUUUGUUUUCUAGAGCUUCAGGCAUACGAGAUGAUUAAGGGUGUUUUUGUUGUAUUAUGUAAUUGAUGCAUUAGACUCAAAUCGAGGUGAUCCCGUGUAAGAUCUGCGGGGACAAGUCGUCGGGGAUCCACUAUGGUGUGAUAACCUGUGAGGGCUGCAAGGGGUUCUUCAGGCGCAGCCAGCAGAACAACGCCAUGUACUCCUGCUCGCGGCAGAGGAACUGCCUGAUCGACCGCACCAACCGCAACCGCUGCCAGCACUGCCGGCUGCAGAAGUGCCUGGCGCUGGGCAUGUCCCGCGAUGCCGUGAAGUUCGGCCGCAUGUCGAAGAAGCAGCGGGACAGUCUGUACGCGGAGGUGCAGAAGCACCAGCAGACGCAGGCGCGGGCGGGGGGCGCGCGGCGGGAGGACGAGGAGGGGGAGGCGGACACCCCGGUGCGGGCCUACAGCAGCGGCUCCAGCGCGGCCCUCAGCGACCUGGACGAUCUCGCCACGCUGCCCGACGGCCUGCUGUUCGACCUGCCCCUGACCCCCGAGGGAGCUGGGGGCUACUGUGGGCUGGACCUGCUCGGGUCGGCGCAGUCCUCUCCCGAGCCCAGCGGGCUGGAGGCUCCCGACGGCAGCCACGUCCGACACGAGUACCAGCUGCUGCACGAGCCCGGCCUGUACACGGUGCACGCGCUGCUGAAGCCACUGGCCGAGGACUGCAGCCUGCUGGAGAUCGAGCGCACGGCGCAAAAUGUGGUGAAGUCUCACCUGGAGACGUGUCAGUACAGCGGGGAGGAGCUGAAGAGACUCACCUGGACCCUGUACACACCUGAGGAGACCCGUGCCUUCCAGAGCAAGUCUGCUGAGGCCAUGUGGCAGCAGUGCGCACACCACAUCACCAACGCCAUCCAGUACGUGGUCGAGUUUGCCAAGCGCAUCACAGGCUUCAUGGACCUGUGCCAGAACGACCAGAUCAUCCUUCUCAAAGCAGGCUGCCUGGAGGUGCUGCUCAUCCGCAUGUGUCGCGCCUACAACCCCCUGAACAACACCCUGCUGUUCGAUGGCAAGUUCGCCGGCACGCAGCUCUUCAAAGCCCUAGGCUGCGACGACCUGGUCAGUGCAGUGUACGAACUGGGGAAGGCCCUGUGUCGUCUGCAGCUGUCCGAGGAGGAGAUUGCUCUCUUCAGUGCUGCUGUCCUGCUGUCUCCAGACCGGCCGUGGCUGACCGACUCUCAGAAGGUGCAGAAGCUGCAGGAGCGAGUGUAUCUGGCCUUGCAGCACACUCUCCACCGGGGCGGCGCCAGCGAGGAGAAACUGGCAAAGAUGGUGUCCAAGCUCCCAGUCAUGAAGUCCAUCUGCAAUCUCCACAUUGACAAGCUGGAGUUUUUUCGCCUGGUCCACCCGGAGACAGCCUACAGCUUCCCACCACUGUACCGCGAGGUCUUUGGGAGUGAGAUGAUCUUCCCUGACUCCAGCGAGAGCUAAACGCGCAUGGGAGGGAGGGAGGCUGGGACACAGCCCUACACAAGGAAAAUUGAGAACAUAAUCAGCCAGGAACUUAAUGACAGUCCAACACACACCCCUGACCUCCAUUUGAUCUCUCCAAAUGCACCUUCGUCUCGAGCUCUUUUAGGGCAGGGCCCCAUCGCCCGAGUCGACGUGGGGGUCCUUUCUCUACCAGCAUGCAGCUUAGUCAAACAUGAAUGUAGCCGUCCCCAGGAAAACCGCACAGACGUGACAACGCAUAAGAUUGUGACAUGACAAGGCACACACCACAGCACAGACACUACAGUGCAGAAACAACCUUAUAGACACUACUGUGCACAGACACUACAGUGCAGAAACAACCUUAUAGACACUACUGUUCACACACUACAGUACAGACACUACAGAGCACUCACUACAGUGCAGAAACUUCAGUACACACACUACAGCUCAGACACUGCAGUGCACAUACUACAGCACACUGCAGAUUCCUCUAUCGAAAACAGAAUGUACAUACAGCACUACUGUCCAAAACAGCUCCAGAAUUCCUCUUUCUCUUCCUUUAACGUCUGCUUCCAGUGUCUUAUUCCUGUUAUUCCUCUUCUCAUUUUUAUUACUGCCCAUAAACCCUCGCACUUUUUUUUAAAAAAAGUAUUUUUCUGGAAAAAGCAGUU
Lepisosteus oculatus (spotted gar) is the source of this 2491-nucleotide messenger RNA. It is a transcript of the gene rorca, whose product is annotated as RAR-related orphan receptor C a. Gene Ontology annotation, molecular function: zinc ion binding; nuclear receptor activity; RNA polymerase II cis-regulatory region sequence-specific DNA binding. Gene Ontology annotation, biological process: regulation of transcription by RNA polymerase II. NCBI's taxonomy places the organism in Eukaryota, Metazoa, Chordata, Actinopteri, Semionotiformes, Lepisosteidae. The record is from RefSeq and is a predicted model, not a curated record. Gene Ontology annotation, cellular component: nucleus.